GUUCGAUAACAGUUGCCCGCGCCCUGACAGAUUACGAAAUCGUCCUUUGUGACUGUCCCAGAUAAUCAAAUUUGCUGAUUUUUAUAUGCCAGCUUGUUUACAAAAGCGUGUCAUUUGACGUUGACAGUUUUCUUGAAGAAAAUUGCUUAACUUGCGAUUUUUAAUCAGCUCAACAGGUCUCACAAUUGUCAGUAGGGGAAAAGAGGCCGUUUGUCGAUAUUUCUCUCAUUUUUUGGUUGAUCUUGAUCGUAUUCAAUUGAAAAAGUCCUUGAGUACGACGAGCAGUUCCCCUUCUUCUUGAGUUUGUUUUUAUUCGUUUUUCCGUCACGACCUUAGUCUGACCCUAUUUCCUAGACCUAUUUGACUGGCGUAAUCAUCGGUCCGGGUUAUAUUUAGAACCGACGGGAAACGCAUUCCUGUUGGGAUGGGCUUUGGUGCGUUCGGACGAGAAUAAAUAUCAUUCCUGAGAAAUGUCAAACGUGCGGAUCGUUUUCGACAGCCCGACCAAUUCCUACUACGCCGGAACGACGGUUACGGGCCGUGUCAUUGUCAAUUUCGACAAACCGAAAAAAGCCAGGGGGCUUAAAGUUAAAAUCACCGGUGAGGCGAAGGUCUCCUGGGUAGGGACGGAAAGCUACAGGAAAGAUGACGGCCAGACUGAAGAUCGGUCUGUCAGCUAUCACGCCGAAGAAGAAUAUUUUUCAAAUAAAUAUUACCUACUGGGCGGAGCCAGCGGAGAAAUUGAGAUUCCAGCCGGUGAGAAUGUUUAUCCAUUUAACACCACGUUACCGCCUCAGUUGCCCACUUCGUUUGAUGGGGAACGGGGCCAUGUUAGGUACACCGUCGUAGCAACUAUCGACCGUCCAUGGAAGUCUGAUUUUGAGGCCAAAUCGCAUUUUACUGUUAUUACCCCAGUCGACCUGAACUACAUUGCCAUCGCCAAGGAACAAGUCAAGCAGGAAAUCAGUAAGUAUUUUUGCUGCUGCUGCUGUAAGUCGGGCCCUUUGACGCUCGUCGUCUGCCUCCCGCAUAAAGGCUAUGUACCCGGGCAGACCGUCCCGGUCACAGUUGAGGUCGACAACGCUAGCAACGUACAAGUCGAUAAAAUGGAAUGUAAAAUUUUCAAGACUAUCAAAUGGACAGCCCGUAUUCCUAGACAAGAUACAAAACUUGAUGUUGUAGAUCUUAUAAAAUUACAAGUUGAAGGAGUUGCUGGUGGUGGCUCAAAGACAACGACGCACAAUCUUGCAUUACCCGAAAUGCCGUAUGUCAAUGUUGAUGCUUGCUCUAUCAUCGAUAUUACAUUUGCUUUAAAAGUUAAAGCUGUAGUAGGUGGGUGCCAUAAAAAUCUUGAACUCGAAGUUCCACUUGUGCUCGGCACUGUUCCUAUUUACGAGGGCGGCCCCCCGCCCACAAUGGGAGCCACGCUGCCACAAAACGUCGUUCCGCAGUCGAAUAUCGGACUUCCAAACCAGAAUUUUGCCCCUGGGGGUGUACCUACGCCGUACCAAGGUGGAACCGCUCCUUACCCGGCUGGAUAUACUCCGGCUUACACCGGCCCAGCUCCGUUUCCGAAUCCGGGAUCAGAGCCGAAUCCGUAUGAAGGAAACAGGUCCAUGUACCCUACUCUACCAGGCUUUGCCAUACCCGUUACACCCGCUGAUGCAGAUGUGCAGCCGGAGGCAUCCCCUUCAGCCCCGUUGCUCGAUACGCCAUCAGGACCUGUCGGUUUUAAACUAACUUAAGCGAGUAUCUUCCAAUCAUUAAUUAUUAUUGCAUUUUGGUAAUGUUUAAUUGGAAAAUAACAUAAUUAAAUUAGGUCUUAACAGUAUAAAAAAAUUAAAAUUUUAUUUUCAUAAUUUGUUUGUGAAUUUUUCUCAAUCGUUGUCAUGAUUUAUAAUUGAUCCUGUUAAAAGACAGUAAUUGCUAUUAAAAAAAGAAAGAAAAAACCCUUAAAGCUUAAGCAAAAUGCACUUAUUUUAAUUUUCUAUAAACGCUGUAACUUCAGCGCACCAAAAUUAUUGUCCAAAAGUGAUGUCAGCCAAAUAUUAUCAUAGAUACAUAAAAUUCAAACUUAUUAUGUAGAGAAGUACUCAUUAUUAAUUCGUAAUGAGCUGUAAAACUAAAUCAUCUCGAUCAAUUAACUGUUAUAGUUUAAUUUUAGUUUAGAAGACUUCAAAAUUUUUUUUUUUGGUCUUUUCUUUUUAAGCUUCUUGUUUAUUUAUUUAUUUUUUCCACAACAUUUUCAAUGCACACAAGUUUAUUGUAAAAAAAAGCUCCAUAAUGACAACCAACAAUGUCUUCACGAUUUAUCUAUAUAUUUCUGCCUUUUUUAAAAUAUUUAUGCCGGAACUAACAAUAAUGUUUUUUCCCCAACAUUUUCAAUGCACACAAGUCUAUUGUAAAAAAAAGCUCAAUAAUGACAAACAACAAUAUCUUCAUGAUUUAUCUGUAUAUUUUUGCCUUUUUUAAAAUAUUUAUGACAGAACUAACAAUGUGUGAAAUUAGAUUGUUUCUAAUUUUUUUUUUUUUGUUCUGUAGUAAAAUUGUAUUUAGAGGAAAAUUAACACAAUUCAAUUUGCAUUUAUACUUUCUAUAAACAAAAACACUAAUUAAUUUAUUAAUAUAUUUAUUUUUAAUUAAAUCAAGUUUCUUGAAUAUUAUUUUAAGUAAGUACUACUACAAGAUGCUAAAGAUGUAGAAUCACCGAUUUUUUAUAUGCAGGGUUGUAUUAAAUGAGACUAGAUGUAUAAAAAUGUACGAAAAAGAAAAAGACAAAAAAUAGAACAUUUUUGGAUUAAAAUUUUCCAGGAGCAUUUUUUUUUUCUACGAUUUCCAUGUUUAAGCUUAAAAACAAUUCUUAACUGGCCCAGAUUUUAUUUAUUUUAUUAACGUUGUUGGAAACCUGUACCUGUCUCCUUUCAGCCUAUGUCACCAAAGUUUAGAUUUUACGGAAAGUGGUAAAACUAAGUAGGAAAUAGACAAAAAUUUAUUUUAGUUUAUACGGUCCUAAACCCCUGUAAAGUUUCCUGUCGAUCGGAGGAUUUGUUUGUUAUAAUUUUUUUUGGCAACAAAAUUUUAUUCAGGGUUUUUCUUGGGCGUAGAAAACAAAAUUCAACUUUGUUUUUUUACUAAAAAACAAAUAUUCUUUAAAUGUUCAAAGCUUCAAUGUUCAAAAAUCAAAACUUUAACAACUUCACAAACUGCAAUCAGUGUUGCCUGAAAUUCGCAUGGUGGGAGAAACAAUUGCAACAAAUUGCAUGUGCAAAUCCGAACUUUUAAAAAACAAAAGAUAAUUUUUUUCUCGGCUCCUAGGGCUCCAUGAGAAAAAAGGUCAAGUAUGUGUUUAAUAUUUUUUAACUUAUCACGGGGGGGGGGCAUUGAAAUCGGUGAUUCUGUAUCCUUAGCCUCUCCUUGUAAGUGAUAAAUAGCCAAAGCAGCAUCCUGUACGACUUUAAAUGAAUAAAUAAGGAAACAACUUGUA
Messenger RNA from Cimex lectularius (bed bug), 3484 nucleotides. Its product is annotated as arrestin domain-containing protein 3-like. The record is from RefSeq and is a predicted model, not a curated record. The transcript is spliced from 6 exons. The coding region runs from base 471 to 1745 and encodes 424 amino acids. Gene Ontology annotation, cellular component: cytoplasm. Gene Ontology annotation, biological process: protein transport. Lineage: Eukaryota; Metazoa; Arthropoda; Insecta; Hemiptera; Cimicidae.